GACGUGCUUCCGUUGGCUGUAUGUGAAAGCCUGCCGUCUCGCCGCCAUCUUUAUUAUUUCCUCAGCCUAGCGGGGUUAGGGAGGGGAAUCUUAGCGCUCGAUUCAUGUGCAGACAGCGCGGGCAUAAUGGGACGUGCAGUUUCCUGAUGGACAUGAGAGGCAGAGCGGGCAGAGGUCGUGUCUGUAGCUGAAGAGACAGAUUAUUUCCUUUUCGCAAACUCUGUCCAGUUCGCUUUUAUCCACAACAUCACCUACAAGAUGUCGUCCGCUAGAUUCGACUCCUCGGACCGCUCUAGUUGGUACUUUGGACCGGUGUCGCGACAAGAAGCUUUAUCGCGGCUGCAGGGGCAGCGCCACGGCGUAUUUCUCGUGCGGGACUCGUCCACUUGCCCCGGCGAUCACGUGCUGUCCGUGUCUGAGAACUCGCGGGUCUCUCACUACAUCAUCAACUCGCUUUCUGGCCGGAGGUACAAGAUCGGCGACCAGGAGUUCGAUAACCUACCGGCCCUGCUCGACUUCUACAAGAUCCACUACCUCGACACCACAACUCUGAUCGAGCCCGCGCCCAGGUAUCCAAGCCUACCUGUAGGAACUGGCACUGCUCCCAGUGUACCUGUGCCAGAGGAAAACCUGGAAUAUGUUCGGACUCUGUAUGACUUCCCUGGUAAUGAUGUUGAGGACUUACCUUUUAAGAAAGGCGAGAUUUUAGUUAUUGUAGAGAAGCCAGAGGAACAAUGGUGGAGUGCCCGGAACAAAGAUGGCCGGCUUGGCAUGAUACCAGUUCCCUAUGUGGAAAAGCUAUCCCGUCUUUCCCUUCAUGGGAAAAUGGGCAACCGAAAUUCAAACAGCUAUGGAAUUCCUGAGCCUGCCCAUGCUUAUGCUCAGCCUCAGACCCCCAGUCCCCUGCCUGCUUCAUCCACCCCUCCUGCUGUCAUAAACCCUUUACCAUCAACACAGAAUGGACCUGUUUAUGCUAAAGCAAUUCAAAAACGAGUGCCGUGUGCUUAUGACAAGACAGCACUAGCGUUGGAGGUAGGGGACCUGGUGAAAGUGACCCGCAUGAAUAUUAAUGGUCAGUGGGAAGGAGAGGUGAAUGGUCGGAAAGGGUUAUUUCCCUUCACCCACGUCAAAAUCAUUGACCCGCAGAACCCAGAUGAAAAUGAGUGACCAGCGAUCUGUCCCUUCCUCUUCCUGCUUCUCCAUCCGCUCUAUUCGUCUCUCUGGAUGCCCUGAAGUUUCCCCGGCAUUUCCUUCAACUUUGUUUUUUCAUCGGCCUUGUUAUGACACUUCAGAGAAUAACACACUGCAGAGUUCACCUACUGACGCAUGUAACAUAGCGUGUUUGUCCCUAAUGCAAAGCUGCUUACCAUGUGCAGAAGUUUGAGACAGCAGAUCCCACUCCUUGCUUAUUGGGAGAACAAUAUGGCUUAGAUCACAAACACUCAUGGAUUGAUUUUUCUCGAACAAAUUCACAUCGUGGCUGAACAAUUCUGAUGUCUGACCCCGGCUGUUGCCACACACAAUAUACAAACAAUACCAAGACUUGAAGCCUCUUUCUCUGCUCUAAAAACAAGGAUUUUUAUAUACUUCAGGGGAGAUUAUGGGGUGUGGCAAGGAAUGGCUUGUUCUGCUCUUGUCACCUAUAUAUAAAAAAAGCUGAGGCCUUUAUAAAGUGAAACCAUAUUAAUGGCGGAUCUGUGUAAUACACAGUUAAAUGAUGAUGGCGUCUAUACGCAAGAGCUGUGCGUGCUGAAGGUUAACCUUCCUGCAGUUCCCUAUGCUCACUGGAUUUCACAGCAUGCAGUGUUCAUUAACUCUUGUUCCAGUGCCAACACAAUACAUUGAAGCCAAGCGUAAAGUCAACGGAAAAAUACUGUGUUUUUAGCGAACAAUGAAAGUGUAUUGCAGUGGGCAAACCUGCAUCAGGUAUUUCACUGAGGGAAGCUGCCAAGCAUGAAAGCAUUUUACACUUGUCCACUAACUUAUGAUUUGCCAUCUACAUGCCCAGCCAUUUGUGCUCCAUAAUUUCAUUGAAACCUGCUUUCUUUACCCUUUUGCUUGGAUGCUUAAAGGGAUAGUGUCAUGGGAAAAAAUAUUUUUUUGUCAAAAUGCAUCAGUUUAGUGCUGCUCCAGCAGAAUUCUGCACUGAAAUCAGUUCUCAAAAGAGCAAACAGAUUCAGGUUAGACAUACUGUCAGUUUCCCAGCUGCCCCAGUCAUGUGACUUGUGCUCUGAUAAACUUCAGUCACUCUUUAUUGCUGUACUGCAACUUGGACUGAUAUCCCCCCCGACUAACAGAACAAUGGGAAGGUAACCAGAUGGCAGCUCCCUAAUACAAGAUAACAACUGCCUGGUAGAUCUAAGAACAACACUCAAUAGUAAAAUCCAGGUCCCAUUGCGACACAUUCAGUUAUAUUGAGUAGGAGAAACAACAGCCUGCCAGAAAGCAGUUCCAUCCUAAAGUGCUGACUCUUUCUGAAUGACCUGAGAUGGAGCCUACACACCAAAUAUUAUAACUAAAAGAAUACUCUACAAUACAAAAUGUAAUUCCUGAACAAGCAAGUGUGAAUUAUUUGCAGUGUAAACAGUGUCAUUUAGAAAUAAAAUCGACACCAUAAAGAUCAUGACAGAAUCCCUUUAACAAGCUUUCCCCGGGGUUUCUCGUCGCUUUCUCUGUUCAUUAAGUGAGUGCAAUUAAAAGUUUGACUACAAGACUAUGAUAAAAGUGUUUGAUUAGUAAAGACCAGAUGAUUUCCUCUAGAACAUCCACUGCAGUAGUUCUUCAGCAAGCAGGGGGUCUAAAGUAGAACAGGAGUAUAUUUAUUGAAAUGGAAGUGUAUGGUGGCACAUAUGGGCCAAUCCUUGGCUCAUUCCUUUAGCAGUACCAGUUUCCUGGAUCCUAUCAUUCUACCCCAAAUCCUGUCAUGGGCUGCAUGAGAGCAAAGCCCCUUAUGUAAUGAGCUGGAUGCUACCGAGGCCCGAGUAAGCUUAGCGGCUUCUGUUCUGUUGCCAUCAUUUUGCUUUGGGCAGAUAUUAAAAAGCAGAUCUGUCAUGUUGGGGCAUCUUCCUAUGGCAGGUUGUCUCAUAUUUUUAUUUUUGUAAAGGGAUGACAAAUACAUUUGUGCCAUUUUGUUUGCUUUGUAAAUUGUAAUUUUAUAUUGUAUUUCCUUCCUGGGAUUGUGUGUCUGGGUUGCUUUUCUGAUCCAGUGUAAUUAACAUUCAACUGUAAAUUUUCAAUCCAUUGAUGCUCCGCCUGCAGGCUCCUCUUUUUACAUGUCCCUGCGGGAUGUUUUUAGAGUGGCGGCAUUCACUGGCUUGGAUUUCACCAUGAGAACACGUACAAUAUCUUAGGUGUAACCUUUUAACUCUUUGUUUUGUUUUCUGGGGAGGGAAUGGGGGAAAUCAUAGCUUUGAGUUUUAUUUUUUGUGCUGUAAAAUUAACAGUAUUAAAUGACUUAUAUUCUU
Messenger RNA from Xenopus laevis (African clawed frog), 3464 nucleotides. It is a transcript of the gene crkl.S, whose product is annotated as v-crk avian sarcoma virus CT10 oncogene homolog-like S homeolog. Gene Ontology annotation, cellular component: cytoplasm. NCBI's taxonomy places the organism in Eukaryota, Metazoa, Chordata, Amphibia, Anura, Pipidae. The record is from RefSeq and is marked predicted. Gene Ontology annotation, molecular function: signaling adaptor activity; receptor tyrosine kinase binding. Gene Ontology annotation, biological process: positive regulation of ERK1 and ERK2 cascade; regulation of gene expression; cellular response to growth factor stimulus.